GGGACUUACCCUACUUCCCGGCGUUAGUCGGGUCGCUGCUCGAGGAGGAUGGAGGUGUCUGGGGACACCCGGGCUACCGAACCUGGCGAAAUCCGGGCUCUGAAGCCCUGUCUGCUGCGCGGCAACCAUAGCCGCGAACAGCACGGAGUGGCGGCCUCCUGCCUCGAGGAGCUGAGGAACAAGGCCUGUGACAUUCUGGCUAUUGAUAAGUCUCUGGCACCAGUUACCCUCGUCCUGGCAGAGGAUGGCACCAUAGUGGAUGAUGACGAUUACUUCCUGUGUCUGCCUUCCAAUACUAAGUUUGUGGCACUGGCUGGUGAUGAGAAGUGGGCAUACAACAAUUCAGAUGGCGGUACAGCCUGGCUUUCCCAGGAAUCCUUUGAUGUAGAUGAAACAGACCGCGGGGCAGGGCUGAAGUGGAAGAAUGUGGCCAGGCAGCUGAAGAAAGAUCUAUCUAACAUCAUCCUGCUGUCAGAGGAGGACCUCCAGCUGCUCAUCGAUGUUCCGUGCUCAGAGCUGGCUCAGGAAUUAGGCCAAAGUUGCGUCACCAUCCAGGGGCUCCAGAACACCCUCCAGCAGGUCCUUGACCAGAGAGAGGAAGCCCGACAGUCCAAACAACUCCUGGAGCUCUAUCUGCAGGCUUUGGAGAAGGAGGGCAGCAUCUUGUCAAAGCAGACAGAAUCCAAAGCCGGGUUCAAUGAAGAGAUGGAUGUGGUUGACACGAGUAUUAGCAGAGAGAUGUCCUCUGAAACUGCACUUACAAGCCAGAUCCUUACUACACUGAAGGAGAAGCCGGCCCCAGAGCUGAGUUUAUCAAGUCAGGAUUUGGAGUUGGUUACCAAGGAAGACCCCAAAGCACUGGCUUUUGCUUUGAACUGGGACAUAAAGAAGACUGAAACUGUCCUCCAAGCCUGUAGGCAGGAGCUAACUCUGCGCCUCCAGCAGAUCCAGAGCUUGCGUUCUCUCCGGAACAUUUCAGCCAGGAAGAAUUCCCUGCCUGAAGAACUGCAGAAUCCUAAACGAGGCAAACCAGACCUCACAUAGCUCCAGCCAGAAACACGUCCAGGAUGCCCUGCGACCUUGUCUUGGGCUCAUGUUCAGGACGGUGACCCUGAUCGUUUUGACCACCCACCUACUACUCUGCACCCUCUGGAAAUGUUCUCUGGGACAGGCUGACAGCUGGUUUAGGCCCCCUUGAGAAAAGUGUUUCCUCAUGUCAACAGCUGCCUUUCCACCGAUUUUGAAUCAUAGCUACAUUGACACUAGCCCAUGCCCUGUAAUUAAUUACAUGUUCUUAUGCUCUCUGUUUAAAAGAAAUUGUCAUAUUUUGGACUCACUAUCCUUGUUCAAAAGAUGGAACUGCAGAAUUUUAAACACAAAUAAUGGUAGAGAAAGUUGACAUAACCAAGUGCUGAUUAUGGCCACAGACUUCUUUCUCAAGUUAAUGAAUUUUUUUGUUUGUUCGUUUUAAGGCACAUAAUAAGUUUGCUGACCAUAGGGACAUGCAGAGAGUAUAAUUCACCAUUUUUAAUAUCUAAUUCAAUAUUGUGAAAUUAUAUAUUACGACUGUGAAACUCUUUUCAGUUUUCUAAUAUGUUCUAUCAGCGGGGGGCAAAAAAGGUCAUUAAAUCUGUUUCCAUGUGAUAUGACUGAGUAUACGGCAAAGCACUUCUGGUUUAUACACCUCCUGUUUCUGUACAAACUGGUUCUUCAGGUUUUGUAAUCGACAGUAUGGUCUCCUUGCAGGGGAAAGGUGAUUUGUUAUCAUUGGCUUAUUUGACUUUUUUUUUUUUUAAAGCGUGCUUAGAGGAAAAUAGAAUGCUAUUAAGAAAUACAUCGGCUAAUUAUUAGGUAAAGAAGUAUAACUAAAUGGAGGGAGAGUACAGAAAACAAACAGAACGAAAGAACUGUUUCCUUCUCUGUUCUUCAAGGAAGGCUCAGAUCUAAUCUGUCUCCUUUUACUAAUGCCUUACCACUGGUUGUCACUUUAUUAACCCCAACAUUUCCUUUUUUAACAGCAUAUUUUGUAUUGCCUCUUUAAUUAGCCCUAAAUGAAAACCUUAGUUUAUAACCUACCUACAAACAUACUUUCAAAAACAUUGACAUAAUACCCGAAUGUAAUAUUACAGAAGAAGCUAAAGGGAAAAUACUUUAUAAUAAAAUGACAUUGUAUCUCAGCAUCUCACUGUCUGAGCCUGACUCUACCAGAAGGCACAAUGAAGUUGUCUGAUGCUUGUAUGCAUACACUGAAUUACUUUGAACUUGACCGAUGGAGAUUGGCAUGGGGGAGCAUAGUGAUUGUCAGCUCAGAUACCACAAGCAGCACUGCCCUUGGUGAUGGGAUUUUCAAAAACGGUUAAAUUCUGGACAAAAUAACUUAUCUUCCCUUGAUUUACAAGGUAGCUGCAUUUCUAGAAAAUCCAAGGUACAUUGAAACUGGGAAAAAAAAAUACUUUGUGUUGAUAUACAGAACAGAAUUGCAUUUCAGGCCAAGAUAAGUUUGAACAGGUUUUUUCGUCUACCUGAAUGUCCAGCAUGAAAUUCAGAAGUCUCAUGGGAUAUGGGACCCUUCAUUGCAUGAGACUGGCCUGGACACUGCAGGAAAAAGCCAUCCCAACCCUGCCCGCUCAGUGCCAGCCGCAACCUCCAGUCUUUGAGGUGACGAAGAAAAGCAUUCCCCCACCCCCAUGUUUUCAAAAUGCACCUAGAGGGACAGUUAUGUUCUGCCAGGGACUUGGGGCAGUUUGCCAUCAGCAGUGUGUGCCAGCCUUUAUCACCUUGGAGCCUCCCCAAACCAAGAGAGUGAUGCAGGGCAGAUCUUGCCACCGCUCAUCUUACUCAAGCGGGAAGUUUAGAAGCCAGGAUUCAAAGACAGGGCUGCUUCUAAUUCUGUUCCGAAUGUUCUCUUAAUUCCACUUUCCCACUCUAUUCUGCACCCUGGUUCCUGGUUUUGUGGUACCAGUGGAGUUGGAGUCCACACCAACUGGAAAAUGCGAAAUGUAUCUACAGUGUAAUUGUCAAAAGACUUCUAACCACAGUCGUGCUGGUGGGAUGAAAUGAUAAAUGCGCCUCAGUGAACACUGUGGUCAGCAUAGUAGAGGAGCCCUGGAUUCCGGAAGUAUCAAAUGGUAUCUUUAUUCACCAGUUAUACUGACAACCUCCUUCUUUGCCCCACUGAAUUAAAGAUAUUUUCUUGAACUGUU
This is a messenger RNA of Choloepus didactylus (southern two-toed sloth), 3203 nucleotides long. RefSeq names its product DNA fragmentation factor subunit alpha (gene DFFA). Gene Ontology annotation, biological process: apoptotic process; regulation of apoptotic process; apoptotic DNA fragmentation. Gene Ontology annotation, molecular function: deoxyribonuclease inhibitor activity. The record is from RefSeq and is a predicted model, not a curated record. Bases 49 to 1044 code for a protein of 331 amino acids. NCBI's taxonomy places the organism in Eukaryota, Metazoa, Chordata, Mammalia, Pilosa, Megalonychidae. The transcript is spliced from 6 exons.